AUUAUCGCUACACCUUCCUCCUCCAUCACCGCAGUUCCAGUUUUCAAGUAUCUCUGUGCUCGACUAUUCCGCUGUUUUCUUCUUAUUUCGUUGUUUUUGGUUAUUUAUGGUUAAAUAUAGGUAAACGUACGUUAAGUGAAAAACAUAAAUUAUCAAAUCUUAAAUUAACAAAUAUUAAAUGGACGAACUGCAGUUCAGAUAAAACUGAAUGACUGAAUUACAGAACAAGUUAUGUGUUUACCUGUGUAAGUCAGAAAGAAGGACCUACGGAGGGCAGAAGGAGAACAAAGAACGGCUAUGGCAUCACUGCAGGAGGCUACGCCGGAGGAGCUGCCAGCAUUGCUCGAACGUCUGACAACCAAACUCCCACAUUCAUUCACUGUGCAUGGGGUGGUGAGUGGCCAACUAAGUCAUGGACUGGACCGCUGGAAGAUUAUUGUCUCUCCUGCACCAUCCACACUAGUGAUCGUUACUAGGAGUUCCUUAAGUCUUCAGUCAGUGUCAUUGUACUGGGAUGUUGAUGAAGACCAGGAAACACUGACUAAGAUGCUGGCAUCAACGACAUUGAUAAACUGGACACAGCGCAUCGUAUUAUUUGCCUGCACUCCUUAUGUCAUCAGAAAGAUGGAUGAGAUGAUCAGGACCGGCGUACUUGGGGGAGGUAAAUUAAUACCUGACCCCGUUAUUGACGCUCACGUGUACACUGUAACCCAGGCUACUCUUCCCUCCGCCUCUCCCAGGUUACCAGAGGGAUUAAGGAUAGGACCUGUGGAACCGCAUCACGCUCAUGUUCUUUUCAAACACUGGGAGUAUAACCAACUUGAGAACAUUGAGGAAUAUACUGAGAUGGUGAAAGCUCUCCCUGGCUAUGCUGUCUACCCUUGCCCUUCACCCCACACUACAGAGGGCACUGAAGAUUCAGCACUGGAAGACACGGAACAACCCAUAGCGUGGGCACAGUUCUCACCGCAUAACACUAUUCAGAACACAUUUACCUUGGAGAAAUAUCGCAGGAUGGGCCUCGGUAAGGCUGUCACUCUCGCCCUGGUAACACACUUGCUGAGAGAAGGCACAAGUGCCUCACUUAUCAUUGCGGAUAAAAAUGAGCCUUCCAUAAGAUUCCAUGAGGGGCUGGGGUUCGUCAGGGAGACUCCCGUCAUGUUUCUGGUCUGCUCCGUGCUCGGAGGUUCUGAAGAUUUUCCCUCCACUCAAUAAAUCUCAUUGUGUUUUCCUCCUUCCCAUCCCCUGUCCCCCACACAGAAACAGACAGACAGACAGACAGACACACACACACACACACACACACACACACACACACACACACACACACACACACACACACACGGGGCCAAGAGCUGAGUCUCGACCCCUGCAACCACAAUUAGGUAAGUACACACACACACACACACGCACACACACACACACACACACACACACACACACACACACACACACACACACACACACACAGCGGAUAUGCUGUGUGUGCCACUUACCACAAUCUUCAACACAUUCCUGGAAAUUGGGGAACUACCUGAGGUAUGGAAGACGACAAAUGUAGUUCCCAUUUUGAAAAAAAGAGACAGAAAAGAGGCACUAAACUAUAGACCUGUGUCAUUGACGUGUAUAGUAUGCAAAGUUAUGGAGAAGAUUAUCAGGAGGAGAGUGGUGGAGCACCUGGAACGGAACAAGAGUAUAAACGCCAACCAGCACGGAUUCAUGGAAGGAAAAUCCUGUGUCACAAACCUUCUGGAGUUUUAUGAUAAAGUAACAGAAGUAAGACACGAGAGAGAGGGGUGGGUUGAUUGCAUCUUCUUGGACUGCAAGAAGGCCUUUGACACAGUUCCUCACAAGAGAUUAGUGCAGAAGCUAGAGGAUCAGGCGCAUAUAACAGGAAGGGCAUUGUAAUGGAUCAGAGACUACCUGACAGGGAGGCAACAACGAGUCAUGGUACGUAAUGAGGUAUCACAGUGGGCACCUGCGACGAGCGGGGUCCCACAGGGGUCGGUCCUAGGACCAGUGCUAUUUUUAGUAUAUGUGAACGACAUGAUGGAAGGGUUAGACUCAGAAGUGUCCCUGUUCGCAGACGAUGUGAAGUUAAUGAGGAGAAUUAAAUCAGAUGAGAAUCAGGCAGGACUUCAAAGAGACCUGGACAGACUGGACACCUGGUCCAGAAAAACUGGCUUCUCGAAUUUAACCCCGCCAAAUGCAAAGCAAUGAAGAUAGGGGAAGGCCACAGAUCCCAGCAGAAGGAGUAUAGGCUAGGUGGCCAAAGACUUCAAAACUCGCUCAAGGAGAAAGAUCUUGGGGUGAGUAUAACACCGAGCAUGUCUCUGGAAGCACACACCAACCAGAUAACUGCUGUAGUAUAUGGGUGCCUGGCAAACCUGACAACAGCGUUCCGAUACCUUAGCAAGGAAUCGUUCAAGACACUGUAUACUGUGUACGUCAGGCCCAUACUGGAGCAUGCAACACCUGUUUGGAACCCGCACUUGAUCAAACACGUCAAGAAAUUAGAGAAAGUGCAAAGGUUUGCGACAAGGUUAGUUCCAGAGCUAAGCGAAAUGUCCUAUGAAGAAAGAUUGAAGGAAAUCGGCCUUACGAUUUCCUUCAAGAGGUCACAGUUGGAAGUUGAAGACUCAGAUGAGUCACAGGGAUGUUUGGAAGCAGUUCUUCAGUUAUAGAGUGGUCAGGAAGUGGAAUAGGCUGUCGAGCGAUGUAGUGGAGGCAGGUACCAUACAUAGCUUUAAGACGAGGUAUGAUAUAGCUAAUGGAGCAGGGAGAGAGAGGACCUAGUAGCUUUCUGUGAAGAGGCGGGGCCAGGAGCUGAGUCUCGACCCCUGCAACUACAAUUAGGUGAGUACAAUUAGGUGAGUACACACACACACACGCACACACACACACACACACACACACACACACACCCUACACACACACACACACACACACACACACACACACACACACACACACACACACACACACACACACACACACACACACACACACACACACACACACACACAGGGGUCAGUCAGGGUCAGUCCUAGGACCAGUGCUGUUUCUGGUAUUUGUGAACGACAUGACGGAAGGAAUAGACUCUGAGGUGUCCCUGUUUGCAGAUGACGUGAAGUUGAUGAGAAGAAUACACUCGAUCGAAGACCAGGCAGAACUACAAAGGGAUCUGGACAGGCUGCAGACCUGGUCCAGCAAUUUGGCUCCUGGAGUUCAAUCCCACCAAGUGCAAAGUCAUGAAGAUUGGGGAAGGGCAAAGAAGGCCGCAGACGGAGUACAGUCUAGGGGGUCAGAGACUACAAACCUCACUCAAGGAAAAAGAUCUUGGGGUGAGUAUAACACCAGGCACAUCUCCUGAAGCGCACAUCAACCAAAUAACUGCUGCAGCAUAUGGGCGCCUAGCAAACCUCAGAACAGCAUUCCGACAUCUUAAUAAGGAAUCGUUCAGGACCCUGUACACCGUAUACG
Cherax quadricarinatus is the source of this 3483-nucleotide messenger RNA. RefSeq lists its product as uncharacterized. Lineage: Eukaryota; Metazoa; Arthropoda; Malacostraca; Decapoda; Parastacidae. Gene Ontology annotation, molecular function: acyltransferase activity, transferring groups other than amino-acyl groups. The record is from RefSeq and is a predicted model, not a curated record.